AUGUCCGAGAAGCACCUAGGGGACACAAUGGAAGUCUAUAUAGACGAUAUGUUAGUGAAGUCAAAGCAAGCUAAAGACCAUGUUGCUGACCUGCAGGAUUCCAUUGAGGUAUUCAAGAGGUUUGGAGUGCCUAGUGAGAUUGUCGGUGACAAUGGAUCACAGUUUAUAAGUGAUAAAACAAGACAAUUCUGCGACGAGUGGAACAUCAACCUGGUGACCUCAACAACCAGGUAUCCACAAGCAAAUGGGCAAGCUCCGUCCGACAAUAAAGUGAUCAUAAAUGGCAUCAAGAGGAGACUAAAAGCUGUGAAAGGUAAAUGGGCAGAGGAGUUGCUCAAGAAGUCUAUUCCUACAGCCAGGUAUAGUUUGCAGACUGCUGAAGCUAAUAAAGACGAACUCAACUACGACCUUGAUACUAUUAAAGAGUUGAGAGACAAUGCACUCAUAAGAAUGGCCGCUGAGCAACAAAUAGUGGCUCGCAGCUUCAACAAAAAUGUGAAAGCCAAGGUGUUUAAAGCAGGAGAUUGGAUCCUAAGGAAAGUAUUCCAGAACACCCAAGAAUAG
Molecule: messenger RNA, 564 nt
Organism: Beta vulgaris subsp. vulgaris (sugar beet)
Lineage: Eukaryota; Viridiplantae; Streptophyta; Magnoliopsida; Caryophyllales; Amaranthaceae
Exons: 3
Coding region: 1-564 (187 amino acids)
Biological process (GO): DNA integration
Molecular function (GO): nucleic acid binding
Source: RefSeq, a predicted model, not a curated record